Artibeus jamaicensis (Jamaican fruit-eating bat) is the source of this 2777-nucleotide messenger RNA. It is a transcript of the gene KCNK10, whose product is annotated as potassium two pore domain channel subfamily K member 10. The coding region runs from base 43 to 1608 and encodes 521 amino acids. Gene Ontology annotation, cellular component: membrane. Gene Ontology annotation, molecular function: potassium ion leak channel activity. The transcript is spliced from 7 exons. Gene Ontology annotation, biological process: stabilization of membrane potential; potassium ion transmembrane transport. NCBI's taxonomy places the organism in Eukaryota, Metazoa, Chordata, Mammalia, Chiroptera, Phyllostomidae. The record is from RefSeq and is a predicted model, not a curated record.
CCACAGAGUGCGCCGGCUGCCUUCACGCCCGCCCGCGGAGCCAUGGCCGUUCCUGCAGCCGCGCCCCCAGUGUGCCAGCCCAAGGGCGCCGCUAACGGGCAUUACCCGGCCCCACGCCUGUCCAUCUCCUCCCGCGCCUCGGUGGUAGCCAGGAUGGAAGGCGCCUCCCAAGGGGGCCUGCAAACCGUCAUGAAGUGGAAAACUGUGGUCGCCAUCUUUGUGGUUGUGGUGGUCUACCUUGUCACCGGUGGUCUGGUCUUCCGGGCAUUGGAGCAGCCUUUUGAGAGCAGCCAGAAGAAUACCAUCGCCUUGGAAAAGGCAGAAUUCCUGCGGGAUCAUGUCUGCGUGAGCCCACAGGAGCUGGAGACGCUGAUCCAGCACGCCGUGGACGCUGACAACGCAGGGGUGAGCCCGAUAGGGAACUCCUCCAACAACAGCAGCCACUGGGACCUCGGCAGUGCCUUCUUCUUCGCGGGGACCGUCAUCACCACCAUAGGGUAUGGGAAUAUUGCUCCAAGCACUGAAGGAGGCAAAAUCUUUUGUAUUUUAUAUGCCAUCUUUGGAAUUCCACUCUUUGGUUUCCUAUUGGCUGGAAUUGGAGACCAACUUGGAACCAUCUUUGGGAAAAGCAUUGCAAGAGUGGAGAAGGUCUUUCGAAAAAAACAAGUGAGUCAGACCAAGAUCCGGGUCAUCUCUACCAUCCUGUUCAUCUUGGCCGGCUGCAUUGUGUUCGUGACGAUUCCCGCCUUCGUCUUCAAACACAUCGAGGGGUGGACAGCCUUGGAGUCCAUUUACUUUGUGGUGAUCACUCUCACCACGGUGGGCUUUGGUGAUUUUGUGGCAGGGGGAAAUGCUGGCAUCCAUUACCGGGAGUGGUAUAAGCCCCUAGUGUGGUUUUGGAUCCUUGUUGGCCUUGCCUACUUUGCAGCGGUCCUCAGUAUGAUCGGAGAUUGGCUACGGGUUCUGUCCAAAAAGACAAAAGAAGAGGUGGGUGAAAUCAAGGCCCACGCAGCCGAGUGGAAGGCCAACGUGACAGCCGAGUUCCGGGAGACCCGGCGCCGGCUCAGCGUGGAGAUUCACGACAAGCUGCAGCGGGCGGCCACCAUCCGCAGCAUGGAGCGCCGGCGCCUGGGCCUGGACCAGAGGGCACACUCGCUCGACAUGCUGUCCCCGGAGAAGCGCUCCGUCUUCUCCUCGCUGGAUGCGGGCCGCUUCAAGGCCUCCUCCCAGGAGAGCAUCAACAACCGGCCCAACAACCUGCGCCUGAAAGGACCGGAGCAGCUCAACAAACACGGGCAGGGCGCCUCCGAGGACAACAUCAUCAACAAGUUCGGGUCCUCCUCCAAGUUCACCAAGAGGAAAAACAAGGACAUCAAGAAGACCUUGCCCGAGGACGUCCAGAAAAUCUACAAGACCUUCCGGAAUUACUCUCUGGACGAAGCGAAGAAAGAGGAGGAGACAGAAAAGAUCUGCAAUUCGGACCACUCCAGCACUGCCAUAUUGACUGACUGCGCCCAGCAGCCGGCGGGGCUGGAGAACGGGAUGGUCCCCACGGACACCAAAGACAGGGACAACGAGAGCAACAUAUUGUUUGAAGACAGAAUUUAAAUGUCCAGACACUGGACUUGAUGAAACGUCGUGUUUUUUAAUAUUCACCCUGAGACACGUGCCUUAAACAGACUUCUCCUUAGUCCAGAAUUACAUAGCAUUGAAGAAUAUAUUUCACUGUGCCAUAGAGGACUGAGAAAGCUUGCUCUGCCAAAAGGAAUCAAAGAACAAGGACUGCACUUCCCACAGCGGCAGUAGGACACCCAGGGAGUGUUUGCAUCCAUCGUAGGUCAUGGCUGCAAAUGUCAAGGGCGCGUUGCUGGGGGGCGGGGGUGAUGCUGUACCCCCGUGCAGUGCCGCCCUGGACGGCACACAGGCAAGGGCAGCUAUUCCUUAGACCAGCCUUCUGAAAGGAACGGGUGUGUCUUUCGCAUGGAAUCUCACUUCCCAAACCUACCAUUAAUGACUGACCUAUGCACACACAGAAGGGGACUGGAUUGGGGGUGAACUGGUACCUGUACUAGGGUUUGAGCUGGCAUUUUAGCAGGUAGCUCUGAGCUUGAAUUCUGAUUCAAACGAUUCAGUGCGUACCUAGCCUUUCUCAUGUCCGUGGGACUUGAGAGCACCGGGGAUUGGUUGGAAGCAGAUCACAGCACACAUAUUAAAAGGUGCAGUUGCUUUCCUCAUUUCAAAAGAAAAAAAAUGGUCACAAGCAUCUCACUGUGGAUAUCACCUCAACCAAGGACAGAAGCCUCCUGAAUUUGAUCUUUCUCACAGGGGUAGGCAGUCCAGACGAUCUUGCACGCAUUGGUGAAAACCCAACCUCAACAGCUGCAUGGUUGCAGGCAAAAAUCAUGCAUUUUCCUCAGUGGGUGCAAUGGUGAAAAUAAACUGGUUUUGAAAUGUUCAUGUUCCCUUUUCUAGCGGAACUCCAGUUAUAACUUUUGAUAAGAGGGGGGAAGAAUACCAAAACUCUCGCCUUGCAUGAUGCCAGCGGCUUGCUGUUCUAACCGAUCCCAAACUUUUAUGAAAAUAGACAUCCUGCAUGUCUGAGACACACCAAGGAGGACCAUGGCAUCAUUCCAUCUCAGGGCUUUUUGUCCCUCUGGGCGUCUUAGGGUAGACACAGUUAUAAGAGCCAACCUUGCUAUCUCCAAACAAAAGGAAAAUGAAUCCCUCAACCAACUCUUGUACAAGAGGACUGAAUCGUUUUAAUUGCUUGCAGCUUA